This is a messenger RNA of Podospora anserina S mat+, 1575 nucleotides long. RefSeq lists its product as uncharacterized. The record is from RefSeq and is a predicted model, not a curated record. Gene Ontology annotation, biological process: regulation of DNA-templated transcription. Gene Ontology annotation, cellular component: nucleus. Gene Ontology annotation, molecular function: transcription cis-regulatory region binding; DNA-binding transcription factor activity, RNA polymerase II-specific. The annotation marks the transcript as partial. The transcript has 5 exons. Lineage: Eukaryota; Fungi; Ascomycota; Sordariomycetes; Sordariales; Podosporaceae.
UGCCUGGAUUCCAAAAGAGAGUGCAUCUUCAAAACUGGACCUCGAACUCGACGGCCGAAACAGUCGAAAAGAUCCCAAUCCUCCACCGACCCAACCACAGCCACAGCAGGGCCCCCUUCCCCCUCCCACCACCACCCGGCCCCUCCAAAACCUUCACAAUCGACAUCCCCAAUGCCCUGCCGACGACGACGUAACCGACAGCUUCGAGGUCCUCCGCCUGGCCCACGAGUCCACACUCAACAACUUGGUUCCCCACCUCUCCUCAUGGCGAAGAAGACCAAGAAGAUGAACCCAUCUACUGACUACGACUACGACAAGAACGCCAACACUGGAUUGUGCUCAACACCGAGCAGGCCUCCAACCUGCGGCUCGGUCAUCUCCUCCCAUGCCUCCUCCCUUCCGAUAGGGGCUUCGGCAUUGUCCACCCCGCCAAGCAGCACCACCACCGCUGCUACCACUGGCACGAGAUCCAAGCAGAAGAGCAGAAUGGUGGCUAGCUUGGGGCUGCAGCCGCAGUUCAACGUUGAUUCGGCGGGCAAGUUACUGCAGACGUUUACGGGGGUGAUGUUGAAUCACUUUCACUGUUUGGUUAUUGAUCCUGAGCGGGACACGGUGGCGAGUUUGGCGAAGGAGAGACCGUUCGUUUUGCUUGCUGUGCUGGCGGCGGCGAGCGGGAGUCGGACGCUGCAGGGGCACAGUUUGUAUGAUGAGGAGUUUAGGAAGAUUUUGGGCUUGAAGUUUGUGGCUGGGGGGGAGAGGAGUUUGGAGCUGUUGCAGGGGUUGGUGGUUUACAUUGCUUGGUAUCCGUUUCAUUUGCGGCCAAAGAACAAGCAGGCGUACCAGUAUAUACGUAUGGCGGUGGACAUUGUCUUUGAUCUGGAACUCAACGAAGACCCGGGGACGGACCGGGUUGAUGUCCCGCCCACCGAGGCGAGGUUGGAGGAGAUAAGGACAUUCGCCGCCACGUGGGGCCGCACCCCAACUCUAGCCUACAACACCUACACCGCCCACUGCUGCGAAAUGCUCUCCCGCCACAGCCCCCUCAAAGGCGACCAGGUUCUGGUCUGGCAGGUCAGACUUCAGCGGCUGGUGGAGGAAACCAACGAUCUCCGCCGGACUCAGAGGGGUGGCGCGCAUUCCCAACAAAGUGAAUACCAAAUCAACCUCAUGAUACGAGGAAUGGAGACGCAACUCAAAGAGUGGGAGGCGUGCAUGAGCCGCGAGCUUAAAAACACUCAUGCUAACCCCGCCCCAGCAUCCCUCCGCAUCCUCCUCCUCUUCACCCCCCUCUUCCUCUCCGGCGCCCCCCUCUUCAAGCUCCCCUCCGCAAAACUAACCCCCCUCCUCGACCCCUCCCAAACAACCUUCCGCGCCGACGCCUCCAAGCUCUCCUCUCUGAUCCCCACCCUCCGCGAGUUCUACUCCUACUUUUUGUCCCUCCCCGCCCAGGAAAUAAACGCCUUCAUGGGACAAGAAUGGGGCUCCUUCAUCCUCGUCAUCAUCCUCGGCUUCAGGAUGUGUUUCCCCAUGGCCAUCUGUCCCGAUUGGGACGACAAGUGGCGCGAGAGAGGAUAG